Molecule: messenger RNA, 2159 nt
Organism: Nematostella vectensis (starlet sea anemone)
Lineage: Eukaryota; Metazoa; Cnidaria; Anthozoa; Actiniaria; Edwardsiidae
Product: neuronal acetylcholine receptor subunit alpha-10
Exons: 6
Coding region: 142-1626 (494 amino acids)
Biological process (GO): monoatomic ion transmembrane transport; nervous system process; signal transduction
Cellular component (GO): neuron projection; synapse; postsynaptic membrane
Molecular function (GO): acetylcholine-gated monoatomic cation-selective channel activity; transmembrane signaling receptor activity
Source: RefSeq, a predicted model, not a curated record
UUCAUGUUCAAAAUAAUACUGCCAGUUAUAGUGGAUUAAAACAGACCGAGCAAACGCAGAGACAUGAGUUGGUCUGCUUGACACCAGGAACAACAGCAAACAACAUUAAAUUGUAGCCUUUUUUCUUCUAAAUGUCAUAGAAUGCGAUAUUUCACAGGACUUCUUGUUUUGUCUUCUGUUGCUGCGUUGAUCGAGGCGCGAAAUGAAACCACCCCUCACAACCUCGCCAGCAAGCCGCUGACUCAAGAGCGUUACCAGGACAACGAGCACAGGCUCAUAUAUGACCUGUUUCGCGGUUAUAGUAGCGAGGUUAGGCCUGUGUUGAACUACACCAACCCCGUACAAGUGAAACUUGACCUCGCCUACAGUCAGCUAGUAGAACUGAAUGGCAAGAGUCAAAUUUUAACAAGCAAGGUUUGGAUAAGACAGCAAUGGACGAAUCCGUUCUUGACCUGGAAUCCAUCAGACUACGGCGGUAUAAAUUUUAUCAACGUUGAUCCAAAGCUCGUGUGGAAACCAGACCUUAUCCUUUACAAUAGCAUCCAGCGGAAUAGCGGGGAGAUGUACAACUUCAACACCAAAGUCGUGAUGACGAAUGACGGAGUCGCCAAAUGGUACGCUCCUACUGAAGUGCGCACCAUCUGCAAGAUCGACAUCUCCUACUUCCCUUUCGACACCCAAUCAUGCACAAUGCUCUUCGGCUCAUGGACAUACACCGGCUCCUACCUCAACCUGAGCCUGCAACGAUCCGCCGCAGACCUGUCCGGCUAUACAUUGAGCGGCGAAUGGGACCUAGUAUCGACCUCUGCAAAACGCAACGUCGUCAAGUACAGCUGCUGCCCUGAUCCUUAUAUAGAUAUCACUUACACGUUUAUACUGCAGCGGAAGUUUCUUUUCUAUAUCAAUAAUUUGAUCUUCCCGAUCGUCGCUUUGGCAGUGCUAGCGAUGUUUGGCUACUAUCUACCGGCGGAGAGUGGGGAGAGAAUCUCAUUGGUUAUUACCAUCAUGCUAGGCUUGACGGUCUACACGUUGAUAUUCACGGAGAAUAUCCCCGCUACUUCCGAAGUAACGCCACUUUUGUCACGCUACUCGACGGCGGUGAUGGGAGAGCUGGGGAUUUCCCUGAUUAUGAGUUGUCUUAUGCUGUGGAUCUUCCAUCAUGACGGGUCCAAGGAAAUGCCGAGAUGGGUGGAGUUCGUGGUGUUCAGUGUGCUUGCCAAGAUUGCACGUCUCAGGUACAUUCCAUCGAAAGAGGCGGAACCCCCGGCAACGAACGGACGCAAGCGAGGCUCCAACUGCAUGUUAAUGCAGGCCGAACGUUGGCCGGUCUUUUACCCCAUGCAAAGGCGAAGCAUUUCGGGCGAUAGUGAGCCCUGCAAGUCCCCCACGUGCUCAUCACGUGAACUACACGUGUCACCCAAGCUUGAGCGCAAACUGGAAAACCUGAUAAGCAGGAUGGACGAGAUUCUGAAGGACAACUACGAGGAGCAGAAACUUAACGAGGAGAAGCGGAAGUGGCAGUUUGCAGCCAAGGUGAUUGAUCACGUGGUCUUUUGGUUGUACACGCUGACAGUGGUGUUCUCAACCUUGGCUCUUUAUCUGAUGAUCCCUGAUAACACGUGGUGAGCAUCACCAGCACGUGACUGAUCACGUGGUCUUUAGGUUGUACACGCUGACCGUGGUGUUCUCAAUAUUGGCUCUUUAUCUGAAGAUCCCUGAUAACACGUGGUGAGCAUCACCAGCACGUGACUGAUCACGUGGUCUUUUGGUUGUGCACGCUGACCGAGGUGUUCUCGACAUUGGCUCUGUGGUAAAGAUGCGGGAAACACUCGAUCUUUUGUGUGCUCUAAACGCGUGUGCUUACUGGCUAGCACCCCAUAAUAUAUGCUACGAGCAAUUUGACGGUGUAUUUAAAACGUCCAAGAGAAUAAGAUUGAAUGCAGACCCUAUAGCUGAAUUUGUUGCUGCGCGACCGCCGAGAAUUCAAAUCCAUUUUACGUCUGAGAAUAGCGCGUAGCAGGGGCUCAUAAGUAGGCGCAAUCAACUUCGACACAUUCUGGUACUAUAUAGGCGUCAUGUAGCCUGCGUAGCAUGCCAAAAGGGUUGGAAAAGAAGAGACACGGAGACGAGGCGCGCGCGCUUAGCAAAGAGGCGUACGG